CUCACCAGACAAGUAUCACUGCAGAGAGAGACAAGCGGUCGCUCUCGGUAGGGCUAUUGAAGAACUCCGGUUUCGUGCUAUUAUGGACUGGAAUUGAUGACAAAAAUUAUCUCUAAAUGAGGCACGCCACGUGUAUGUGCCUGUUUUUUGAACAGCAUUAUAUGGAAUCGAUUCUAUCGGAAGAUUUAACCCUGUGUGAGCAGUUCUGGAAUAUAUAUUUUUUGUUGCGCUGAAAGGUUGAAUCUUUGUUUUCUAUUCCUUUUACGGCGUCAGUGGCAGUGCCGGGAUUUUGUGUAAUUGGUCCGGCUUUAGAUGUAUCAAUUUAAAACAUUCGGGGUGAUAGGGUUUUGAUUCAUAGGUAGGCUGCUAGCAGCAAGUGGUGCUAGUGUCAUGUUUCUUAGGUAGGGCCCGGAUGUUCCGAGGAUGCACUGGUUUGUCUUCUUAGGUGGUUCUAGCGAAUGUCUAUUUCUGUGUUUCAGCUCCAGAAUGGGGAUCAGGUAAUAUUUACUAAACCGCAAAAAAAAAGGAAUACCGAAAGCUCUCCGGGCAUUAUUCUUUUUCUUUUUUUUCUUUUCCUCCUCUUUGGUUGUUUUUUCCCCGCUACCCCUCCUCUUCACAACCUUUUUUCUCCAUUCACCUACGGAUAAAGCUGGACCACAUUUAUGGUAAAUGAAAGCAAAAACAUGUACAUACCGGAGGACACCCUGGACAACCAUCAAGGCUCCGACUACCCCCCCCCACCGUUGCCGGCGCCGGCUCCCAGCCUGAAUGAUACCAGCGCGGUGGUCGGGGGAGGCGGUGCUGCCGGCGUCACUGCCCUGGACACGGUGGUCGGCGGGGCGGUGGUCGGGCUCGCGGCCGAGCACAUCCCCAGCGGCCCGGGGGCGGCCCUGACCUGGCAGGCGGCGAUAGAGGCGGCGCGCCAGGCCAAGCAGAUGGGCAACGCCGGCGCGCCCAUCUCCACGGCAAGCUCCACGCAGAGGAAGAGGCAGCACUACACCACCAAGCCCAAGAAGCCGACCAGCACGGCCGCCACCAGGCCUCCUAGGGCCCUGCUCUGCCUGACGCUCAAGAAUCCCAUCCGGAGGGCCUGCAUCAGUAUCGUGGAGUGGAAACCAUUUGAAAUAAUCAUUUUGAUGACUAUUUUUGCUAACUGCGUGGCCUUAGCUGUCUACAUCCCCUUCCCAGAGGAUGACUCCAAUGCCACCAACUCAAACCUGGAGCGAGUGGAGUAUCUGUUCCUCAUCAUCUUCACGGUAGAAGCCUUUCUGAAGGUAAUAGCGUAUGGACUGCUCUUCCAUCCCAACGCUUACCUGAGGAAUGGAUGGAACUUGCUGGAUUUCAUCAUCGUGGUUGUGGGGCUCUUCAGCGCUAUAUUGGAGCAGGCCACCAAAGUAGAUGGAGGUACACCCAUUGGAGGGAAGGCGGCGGGCUUUGACGUAAAGGCUCUCCGGGCAUUCAGGGUGCUCAGGCCACUCAGACUGGUGUCCGGAGUACCCAGCCUUCAGGUGGUGCUGAACUCCAUCAUCAAGGCCAUGGUACCACUGCUCCACAUCGCCCUGCUGGUUCUCUUCGUCAUCAUCAUCUAUGCCAUCAUCGGCCUGGAGCUGUUCAUGGGCAAGAUGCACCGUACCUGCUUCUUCUACAGAGAGGGGUACCCCUACCACAGGGGUCCCAUGGUGGAGGAGAAACCCGCGCCCUGCGCUCCGAACGGGGCCCAUGGCCGUCACUGCACCCAGAACUCGACGCAGUGCAUGAUGGGUUGGGAGGGGCCCAACGACGGCAUCACGAACUUCGACAACUUUGCCUUCGCCAUGCUGACGGUGUUCCAGUGUAUCACCAUGGAGGGCUGGACAGACGUUCUCUACUGGAUGCAAGACGCUAUGGGCUAUGAACUUCCCUGGGCCUAUUUUGUCAGUCUCGUCAUCUUUGGAUCCUUUUUCGUUCUAAAUCUGGUUCUGGGGGUGUUGAGCGGAGAGUUUUCUAAGGAGAGAGAGAAGGCCAAGGCCCGCGGAGACUUCCAGAAGCUGAGGGAGAAGCAGCAGCUGGAGGAGGACCUGAAGGGCUACCUGGACUGGAUCACCCAGGCCGAGGACAUCGACCCGGAGAACGAGGACGAAGGCCUCGAUGACGACAAGCCCAGAAACCGACUGACCUUGGCCGACUUGCUCGACAAGAAGAAGGGGAAGUUUGCUUGGUUUAGUCACUCCAGUGAGACACAUGUGAGCAUGCCGGCCAGUGAGAACGAGUCCGUGAAUACAGACAAUGUGCCUGCUGGAGAUAUGGGUGGAGAGACGUGCUGCACCCGAUUAGCAAAUAGAAUCUCCAAAUCCAAGUUCAGCCGGUACUCGCGGCGGUGGAACCGGCUGUGUCGCCGUAAGUGCAGAGCGGGGGUGAAGUCCAACGUGUUCUACUGGCUGGUCAUCUUCCUGGUCUUCCUCAACACCCUGACGAUCGCGUCAGAACAUCACAAACAGCCUCAGUGGCUCACGGACACCCAAGACAUAGCCAACAAGGUCUUGCUGGCCCUGUUCACGGGGGAGAUGCUGUUAAAGAUGUACAGCCUGGGCCUGCAAGCCUACUUCGUGUCCUUGUUCAACCGUUUCGACAGCUUCGUGGUGUGUGGCGGCAUCCUGGAGACCAUCCUGGUGGAGACCAAGAUCAUGUCCCCGCUCGGCAUCUCCGUCCUCCGCUGCGUGCGUCUGCUGCGCAUCUUCAAGAUCACAAGGUACUGGAACUCCCUCAGCAACCUGGUGGCGUCGUUGCUCAACUCCGUUCGCUCAAUCGCCUCCCUGUUGCUGCUGCUCUUCCUCUUCAUCAUCAUCUUCAGCCUGCUCGGCAUGCAGCUCUUCGGAGGCAAGUUCAACUUUGAUGAGACGCGGCGGUCAACCUUCGAUAACUUUCCCCAGUCACUUCUCACCGUGUUUCAGAUCCUGACGGGUGAGGACUGGAACUCUGUGAUGUAUGAUGGUAUCAUGGCGUACGGAGGACCCUCCUUCCCAGGGAUGUUGGUCUGCAUCUACUUCAUCAUCCUCUUCAUCUGUGGAAACUACAUUCUCCUAAAUGUCUUCUUGGCCAUUGCCGUGGACAACCUGGCUGAUGCUGAGAGCCUAACCUCUGCCCAGAAGGAGGAAGAGGAGGAGAAGGAGAGGAAGAAGCUUGCACGAACGGCUAGCCCAGAGAAACGACAUGACAACGAAAAGCCUCCCAUGAUCGAGGUAAAGGAGAAAAAAGAGGAGAAGAUUGAACUGAAGUCCAUCACCUCCGAUGGAGAGACCACCAACGCCACCAAGAUUAACAUUGACGAGUACCAAGUGGACGAGAAUGAAGAAAAGAACCCGUAUCCAGCCAAUGAUUUUCCAGGUACCACAGUACCGGUGUUGAAAAGGGAGGAGGACGAGGAGGAGCCUGAGAUGCCGGUGGGUCCCCGGCCACGCCCCCUGUCAGACAUCCAGCUGAAGGAGAAGGCUGUGCCCAUGCCGGAGGCCCGGGCGUUCUUCAUCUUCAGCAACACCAAUAAAUUCAGGGUUCUGUGCCAUAAGAUCGUCAACCACAACAUCUUCACCAACCUCAUCCUAUUCUUCAUCCUCUUGAGCAGCAUCUCUUUGGCUGCAGAGGACCCUGUCAAGAACAACUCCCCUAGGAACCAGAUCCUGGGCUAUGCAGACUACGUCUUCACAGGCCUCUUCACCAUAGAGAUCAUUCUAAAGAUGACAGCGUAUGGGGCGUUCAUACAUAAGGGCUCGUUCUGUCGGAACUACUUCAACAUCCUGGACCUGGUGGUUGUCAGCGUGUCGCUCAUCUCUUCAGGAAUCCAGUCCAGUGCCAUUAACGUGGUGAAGAUUCUCCGGGUUCUCAGGGUGCUGAGGCCUCUGAGGGCCAUUAACCGGGCCAAGGGCCUCAAACACGUGGUCCAGUGUGUGUUUGUGGCCAUCCGAACCAUCGGAAACAUUGUGAUCGUCACCUCCCUUCUGCAGUUCAUGUUCGCCUGCAUCGGAGUGCAGCUCUUCAAGGGAAAGUUCUCCUACUGCUCUGACAGUUCCAAGUCUACAGAGCCCGAGUGCAGGGGUUCCUACAUAAUGUACAAGGAUGGUGACGUGGGGAAGCCUCAGAGAUCUUUGCGGGCCUGGGAGAACAGCGACUUCAACUUCGACGACGUUCUCCAAGGGAUGAUGGCUCUGUUCGCUGUGUCCACCUUUGAAGGAUGGCCAGCGCUGCUGUACCGGGCUAUAGACUCCCACUCGGAAGACCUUGGCCCCGUCUACAACUACAGAGUGGUGGUGUCCAUCUUCUUCAUAAUCUACAUCAUCAUCAUCGCCUUCUUCAUGAUGAACAUCUUCGUCGGUUUCGUCAUUGUCACUUUUCAGGAGCAAGGAGAGCAGGAGUACAAGAACUGUGAGCUGGACAAGAACCAGCGUCAGUGUGUGGAGUACGCCCUGAAGGCCCGUCCGUUAAGGAGAUACAUCCCUAAGAACCAGUACCAGUACAAGGUGUGGUACGUAGUCAACUCCACCUACUUCGAGUACCUGAUGUUCACACUCAUCCUGCUCAACACCAUCUGUCUGGCUAUGCAGCACCAUGGCCAGACCAAGUCAUUUAACGAUGCCAUGAAUAUCCUCAACAUGCUCUUCACCGGUCUUUUCACUGUCGAGAUGAUCCUCAAACUCAUCGCCUUUAAACCUCGGGGUUACUUUAGUGAUCCUUGGAAUGUUUUUGACUUCCUCAUCGUAAUUGGCAGCAUAAUAGACGUCAUUCUGAGUGAGAUCAACCCAGCUGACCCUGCCAGCAACUCCUCCCAAACCUCCUCGGUAAGGACAAUGGGACUACAGAACUCAGAAGACAACGCCCGGAUCUCAAUCACGUUCUUCCGUCUCUUCCGAGUGAUGCGGCUGGUCAAACUGCUGUCCCGGGGAGAAGGCAUCAGAACCCUGCUCUGGACAUUCAUCAAGUCUUUUCAGGCCCUCCCCUAUGUAGCUCUACUUAUAGUCAUGCUGUUCUUCAUCUAUGCUGUCAUCGGGAUGCAGAUGUUCGGUAAAAUAGCCCUGAGGGACAACAGUCAGAUCAACAGAAACAACAACUUCCAGACCUUUCCUCAGGCCACGUUGCUUCUCUUCAGGUGUGCCACUGGCGAAGCGUGGCAAGAGAUCAUGCUGGCGUGCGCCCCCAAUCAAACCUGUGAGAAGGGCUCUGAGGGAGCCAGCGAUGACCAGUGUGGGAGUCACUUCGCCAUCUUCUACUUCGUCAGCUUCUACAUGCUCUGUGCCUUCCUGAUUAUCAAUCUGUUUGUGGCUGUGAUCAUGGAUAACUUUGACUACCUGACCAGAGACUGGUCCAUCCUGGGACCGCAUCACCUGGACGAGUUCAAGAGGAUCUGGGCCGAAUACGACCCGGAGGCCAAGGGUCGUAUCAAGCACCUGGACGUGGUGACUCUGCUGAGGAGGAUCCAGCCGCCGCUUGGCUUCGGGAAGCUCUGUCCCCAUCGGGUUGCCUGUAAACGCCUGGUGUCCAUGAACAUGCCCCUGAACAGCGAUGGCACGGUCAUGUUCAACGCCACUCUGUUUGCCCUGGUGCGAACUGCCCUGAGGAUCAAAACUGAUGGUAACCUGGAGCAGGCAAACGAGGAGCUUCGUGCAAUAGUGAAGAAGAUCUGGAAAAGGACCAGCAUGAAGCUUCUCGAUCAGGUUGUGCCCCCUGCUGGUGACGAUGAGGUGACUGUUGGGAAGUUCUACGCCACGUUCCUAAUCCAGGAGUACUUCAGGAAAUUUAAGAAGCGUAAGGAACAAGGACUAGUGGCCAAAGUACCUCCCAAGACUGCUCUCUCCCUGCAGGCGGGCCUACGGACACUCCAUGACAUGGGUCCUGAGAUCCGAAGGGCGAUAUCAGGCGACCUGACGGUGGAGGAGGACCUGGACAAGUCUAUUAAAGAGCCGGUCUCUGCUGCCUCGGAAGACGAUAUCUUUAGGAGAGCGGGAGGGUUGUUCGGGAACCACGUCAGUUACUAUAACGACGGGCACGAAGACGGACGGAGCACCUUCCCCCAGUCCUUCACCACCCAGCGGCCGCUCCACAUCAGCCAGACCGGCAGCCCAGGGGAAGGGGGGUCGCCGUCCCGCCAGAAGCUAAUGGACUCCACCACCUUCACGCCGAGCUCCUACUCGUCGUCGGGCUCCAACGCCAACGUCAACAACGCCAACAACACCGGGAUCCCGGGACUGGUGGUCGGCCCGGGGGGCGUCAGUCGCUUCCCCAGCCCCAGUAUCAGUACGGUCGACGGGCUGAGCAGACCACCGCUCACCCCAAUACUACUGCCAAGGCCCGCUUGGUGCUUCCCUCCCAAGAGGACGUGUCUCUAUGACUCCCUCAUCCGCUCGGACUCCACUGACAGCCGUAUGCCAAUCAUCAGGCGAGAGGAGGCAAUGGCAGAGGCGACGUACGACGAAAGUUAUGUCGACGACAGAGAGUAUCACCACAGCAACCAGGAUAUACUCACCUCAGACAUGCUGGUAUACCAGGAUGAGGAGAACAAGCAGUUGGCUCCUAUGGAGGAAGGAGAGGACGUGGAUGAGAGGAGACACUGGCAGUCUCCCAGAAGAGCCUUCCUCUGCCCCACAGCACUGGGUAAGACCUGCCUGCCUAAAGCACUGGGUCGGAGGUCGUCCUUCCACCUGGAGUGUCUGAGGAGACAGACCGGAGCAGAGGUCACCCAGAAGACAGUAUUACCUCUACACUUGGUCCACCAUCAGGCCCUAGCUGUAGCAGGCCUGAGCCCGCUGCUUCGACGGAGCCACUCCCCGACGCUCUUCGCGCGGCUCUGCUCCACGCCGCCCACCAGCCCCACUGGCCGAGGCGGCCAGGCGUCCUACCAGCGUGUGCCGUCACUGCGCCUGGAGGGCACGGGUCCAGCCACCGGCUCCUACGAGCUCAACUCCAGCCUGCCCUCGGUCAACUGCGGGUCGUGGCACAGCGACAGCAACGGGAACAGCCCGGGCACCGGCCACAGGGCGGGAACGGCAAGUCACAGGGCGCCGCGGCCCGUUUCCCUCACGGUGCCGAGCUCUGUGCACCUGGACACGGCGUCGUUGUCCCACGGCAGCGCCGGGAGUUUGGUGGAAGCGGUGCUGAUAUCGGAGGGCCUGGGUCGUUUUGCCCAAGACCCCUCUAUUAUUGAGGUGACCAAGCAGGAACUGGCAGACGCGUGCGAUAUGACCAUCGAGGAGAUGGAGAACGCCGCCGACAACAUACUCAACGGCAACAGCCAGCCCAGCCCCAACGGGAACCUUGUUCCCUACAUACACUGCAACAGGGACCGUGCCGCUAGCCUGGAGGCCGGCCUCGACGAGAGGCCCGGGGCCCUCCUGGAGGGGAUCCAGGAGCUGCUCGGGGCCACUCACCUGGGGCAGCACGGGGAUCCGGAGGACGAGGAGGGGCUGGAGGUGGUGGAGGUGGAGCACAUUGGGGAGGAGGAGGUGAUAGGGGCGGUGGGGCGGAGGAACAGCAGCCUGAUGGAGGAUGAGGACAUGGAGUGUGUGACCAGUUUGUAGGGGUAGACCCUUCACACACAGACACACACACAUCCGCUGAGGACCUCUGUCUGGGCCCUCUCUCUCUGUCCGAUCCGCCGGAUGAGACCUGACAUUGGCGGCCCACGGCGCCGGACGAUUAGAUUCAGACAUAUUUAUUUUGUUUUAUGGAAUCCGUUUUUUUAUUUUUGUUUUAAUUUUGGGAUUAAUAGUUUUCCUGUGAGUGCGUGUGACUGAAUGUGUGUGUGUGGGUGUGUGAUUGUUUAUGCGUGUCUCUGGUUGUUUCAAAAGUGCCUCUCAGUUAUCCGGUCCUGGUUAAGGAGGAGUAUGGAAGAUGAACUGAAAAUGACAGCAGUCACAGAAACAGAGAAGGUAAAAGAAAGUGUCGUUUUUGGACUGGAUGUGCCGUUUCUUUCUUUUUUUCCUUUCACUUUGUUCUUCAAGUGCGUCAGUGUCGUCGCCGUGGUCGCCCGGCAUUCUGGGACAGUAAAGUCUGCCCUGUGGGGUUAGAGGCCAUGCUGAGGUCAGGCUCUGAAGGGCUCUAAAGUUAAGGGUCAAAGAUCAGGGGUCGUCAGACAACCUCCUCACAGGGAGCAGCGGGGGCGAGGAAACCCUUUUUAUUGUAUUUUUCCUCUUCCUCCUCGUGGGGUUAGAGUUCGUGCUGAGGUCAGUCCCUCCCUCCUCGUGCCGCGUGCUGUCCCCUUCAGAGCUGGGCUUAGCGGCCAACCAACCAAACCCAGGGAACCCUUGGAAGAGGGAACUGCCAGCCGUGGGGGGGUGUGUUUUAGGAACGGACCCUCGGCCAGGAUAUCAAAACGGACAUUAAACACUGACACUAGACCGUGAGGAGGAGGCGGCGUCGGCAACAGGGUACAGAUCAGAGAGACGCUAACAUCCAGGAUCAUCUCCGUCAUGCUCAGCUGUCGUGCCGUACCCCAGAAGCCCAUGCCCUCCUUCUCUCCACCCCAUAUCCCUCCUUAUGUCCCCCCCCACCCCCCCCCCCGCUCACCUUCCCCCUGUCAUUAUGCCGCCACUUCCUCAUCAUACGCUGCCGGCCACUUCCUGUUCUGAACGGUGACUGCUGUGUGUCCCGACAGGAAACAGGAAGUGACUAACGGUAAACAGGGACGGCGUCACCUAGUUGCCGUGGUUACCUCGAUCUCCCUUUCUCCGUUUUUCUCACCCUCUGUUCUGGCAUCAAGUCUGCAUCGUUUUUGGUUGGUGUCGUUUAUCUGUUAUGGUUUAAACCUCCGUCACUGGUCCGUUCAUCCCUCCAUCCUGACUGUAUCAGGCUUUCAGGGAGGAGCGUGGGGGGAGGAGCAUCAGGGGAAAGGAUUAGGUAAGGAGGAGGAGUCACUGCGCAAGCCAGUCUCAGCUAUUGGCUGUCUUAUCUGUGCUUCGUCACCCCUCGUCCAAUAGGGGCUAGUUGUUGGGCAGAACCGUCUCCGCGGAACCAAUCAGAAUCCCAUUCACUUCAUGUAUUUCACGCAGUGCAGUGUUGUGCAAAAUACUUUUUUCUUUUCCGUUGAUGUUAUGUAUUCUUAUUUUGCACAAAGCUGGUCCUGACUACCUGUUUUUGGCUUGAUUUAUUUUUUUAGGAGAUUUUAAGAAAUUAAGAAGUAUUGAAAAACCUGUGUGUGUAUGUGUGUGUGUGUGUGUAUGUGUGUGUGUGUAUAUGUAUGUGUGUGUGUGUGUAUAUGUAUGUGUGAGUGUGUGUGUGUGUGUGUGUGUGUGAGAGAGAGCGGGUGAAGCACAGGACGUAGUUACGUGUUUCUAUCAGUAUGCACCUUUUAAACAGAUUGUAUUUAUUUAUUUAUUUAUUUUGUCCCUGAGGUGAAAGCUAUAUCUGGAGGUCAGGGUGAAAUAUGCGUCGUUGUUUCUUAAUAGCAACAUUAUGCCUAAACAGUUAAAUUAAGGUAGCAUUAAUUAAGUACGGUGUCAUGUGGGACUUCUAUCUGUCACCCUACAAUACCACCUCAACACAAAAACAUCAUUUUGACAGGCAUGCUUCCAAAGUUUCCUCCUAAUGCUGCUUUUUUAUGGUUGAUUGUUGUUCUAAACAGCGAACUACUGAGCUUUUUAUCAGAACUCAAGGAGCAAAUCACAGAACAGGAUCAGAGACCAAUCAGAGAACAAGAAAGGACGGACCAGAGAUGAGACGAUGGCUCUGUGACAUUUGACUUUGGAGCCGUAACAUUUGAGUUACACCUGGGUUUUGCCAAAACAAAAUGUCCUUGUCUCCUCCCUCCUCUCUGCAUCCUCUUUGGCCUCCUUUUGAAAAAUAUGAAAGGUAAUCGAGGAAAGGAAGCCAAGAGAGUGAACAUAACGCCUCUUUUCACAUCUUCUCCACUUGUGCGCCAUAAAGCAAUUAGGUGGUGGACCCAAAAUAAAUGUGUAAAGGGAUCAAUUGUUAGUUUAGCAAGACAUUUUUAUUGAUAAAAACAAUAAGUAGCUUAUUGUUUUUUAAUACCUGCAUUAUAUUCCCUUUGGAAGAAACAAAAGCUGAGACAUCAGGGUUGUGGCAGAUUUCACAACACUUCAGCGAUUGGGCACGCAGUUGUUUGGGGCCACGAGAGGACGGAUGAUUAAUAAUUUAGUAUGAAUAUUUAGGAUUGAAAAUGCACCUAUAUCACCAUGAAGGUAAAACCCAUUUAGGCACAUAAGAGAUUCACUAGGGAGUUAAUCUCUAGACCAAAACAGUAUUUCUGGCCAAUUUUGUCUAGUUAACAAAUUCACUGUUCCAUCAUUUGGUCAUUCUGGUAGGCCUAUAAGAUGAAUAUGAUGUAGCUCCAUUGUCGUGUCAAUUGUAUCAACACCCAGUAACUCGCAGACUGAAGCCCAACGUAACUCGAAGAUCUGAGGGAAAAUAUGUCCGGCCAGUCUGAGACAUUAUGGUAGUAAUCUUUAAGGUAAACACUUUUUAUUGUAGUUCACAGGGCUAAAUACAUUAUUAUUAAACAUCUAUGUCUCUGCUUUGUGGGGGCAUUGACUGUAUGCAUGCACACAGCCUCAGAGUAACGGAAUUACUUAUUAUUAAUUAUCUAAUUAUGCAAAUAUGGUGUUCAAAGUGUUCAAGUUUUAAUGUCAAUGAUAAUGUUGUGUGAUCAAUCUAUCCUGAUGAUAUGGUCUGAUGCUCUGUGGCACAGCAGAGACUGUCUGGGAUAAACUGCGUCAUCUGUACAGUGCAAAUGACUUUAGCUUAAAAUAUUUACAAAAUAUAUAUUUUAACGCUAUUCUGCCGUCCAAAAUCAUUGUUUUUCUUUUUAUUUAGUUCUCCGCCUCUCGGGUUUGAACAUAUGCCAAGAUUGGGGAGGAGGUUGGGAUGCCGCUGUAGUGAAGUAUGUUGAUAAUGAUAGUUCUUAUACUUUUAAAAGUCCCCGAGAUGCUGUUAGUUGCAAUACUAUUGAUAUCUACAAUAGUCCUUUUUUUUGGGCCCUUUGAAAAAUGGAAGUGGAAGGACUUAGCCAUUCUGAUAAAGGUCCAAGGCUGUGUGGUAAGUUCCUUCAUUAGUUGAAAUGUAAAAUACCUUAACUUAAAAUUCCAAUGUUAAAUGGCUAGCUGCAACUAAUAUUGAAUUUCAUGCACUUAUCAUAUAGCCUGAUAAAUGUUUAAUUUAAUGGAAUGCGCUGCAUUCCAAAAGAAUGCAACGUUUCUGAACUGAACUGUAAGUUGAGACUCUUACUAACCCACCCCCUUCAACAACCCUUUGUCUACGGUGUUUAUUCAUUUUGUUUCUACACAUCUGUAACAGCUGUGCCAUGCACAUACACUCAUAUACGUUCUGAGAGUGCUUCAUUAGUACCUUGUCGUAUGCCAGAGGCUGGUACGAUCCCUGUGCGGUGUGGGUAGGUCAGCAUUUGAGUCUUUGUUUUGUUUGUUAGCGUUAACAGAGUACGUUGCUUUAGUAAGGAGUGAGUGGAAUCCUGCUUGCAUUCCACAAGAUAUGCAAAAACAAUGCAAUAACUUUGACUGUAAACAAGAAUAUUCAUAUGAGUUAUAAAAAAGAGAUAUUGUUGUACAUAAGAAGUGAUGAAGAGAAAACAUGGUCCCAUAGAUAUAAUAUAUUUACUUUUUUGUUUUGUUGGUUACAGCAUUAUUUUAAAUUGAGAAAGAAACCUGUUAUACUUGAAAUCAGGUGCAUUUCAGUAUAUGAUAAGAUGUAUCUAGUGCCAGAAGUGUUUGAUUGUUGAUUUCUAUCUAUUUUCUCUUUUUAUUAGUUGUCAUUAACGUUCCUGAAUUGAAAAACGACUAGCUGUACAUUAUUGCAUGAGUUUCAUUUUUAGCAUUUCAGUGUGCCAAGUUUUUAAAUUUGUUGAUGAUUUUUUAACAGGCAAAGUCCAGUAUCAUAAGGUCAAAGGGUAGCUAUUUCUAUAUCUUCUUUUUGUAAAUAUCAACUUUGGGUCUUUACAUAUUGCAGCUGUUGUGGCGGAUGGAGAGACAGGAGAGGAAUAUGCUUUGCGGAAAAGUGAUUUUGCAUAAUGUAUCUUGUGCUAAUUGCGGAGGCGCCACGCGGCUGUACUUCUGUCCAAAGCAGCCACUCUUUCUUAAUAUUGUCUUUCUUUAAAUGCCUUCAUGUCUUCUUGUCAUGGACAAAACUGAGCAGCCAUCCAAUGUCACAGAUUAAGCUCACUGCACGUACGACAGAGGGUAGGUGCUGACGGUCAUACCAAAAAAGGAACUAGCCCCGCCCCUUAUCGUCAAUACUGUCCAGGUGAGUUCACCUGUCACUCAACCCAACCUCAUUCCACAGGAGUUAUUUGAUACUAUUCUGUUGUGUUGGCCCUCAGCUGGAAAAUGGGCAUGUCAGUCGUUAUGACGGAUAGAAAAGGGUUGUUGAAGCUGAGGCCUGAAUUCUGUCUGACAUUUGAACUGCGCUGUCGUCAAAUCAAUGUGGAAACCUAACUGUGGAUCUCAUAUGGGACCUAGUGGCUUCUUAUACACGCACAGUCGGAUACUGCUUUUAGAUUUGGACUUGUUGAGACUUAGUAUGCAAGUUAGACUUAGUGACAUGGACAAUCCAUCUGACGAAUAGGGAUUUGUUUUUACUGACAGUAUGGAGUGUUUUGUCAAGGGACGUUUGUUACAGGAGAAGAUUUCAGAGAAUUUGUGUAUUAUUUGCACAGAUCUGAGCAUACCCCUGGCCUGGCUGGAAUGACGUCAUUUUACUGGUCAAUGAUUGUAUAUUUUUAUAUAAACAAAAUAGUAUUAUAGAUAGGUUUCAAAAUAGAAUACGUGACUCCUCUGAAUGUCAGGGGGUAAAGGAAAGAAUCAUAGUUGAGAAUGUACACAGUGAAAUGUCCAGAUAGUGCAACAAUAGUAUGACAUUGUUCUUGAACUGUACAACCUCGUCGGGUGACACUGAAUCGGAAUUAUUAUUUAGUUUAUAACAAAACUGUACAGCAUCAACUUGGGGUGUUGGGGAGUUUCAUUGAUAAAGGGGAGAAAAAUGUCACAGUGGAUUGAUUUAGGCAUCAAAGGGCUUUCUAAAGGAGAGUUAGGCUGCCUCACAAAUGACACCCUAUUUUGUAAAUAGUGCACUUCUUCUGACCGGAGACCUAUGUGAAGUGAUCAAAGGCAGUGCACCAUAUAGGGAACAGAAUGCAAUUUGGGACCUGACUUUAUUUAAUCUUUCCAUAUUUAUGACUGAGAUUAGGGCCA
Esox lucius (northern pike) is the source of this 13178-nucleotide messenger RNA. RefSeq names its product calcium channel, voltage-dependent, L type, alpha 1C subunit (gene cacna1c). The transcript is spliced from 47 exons. The record is from RefSeq and is a predicted model, not a curated record. Gene Ontology annotation, molecular function: high voltage-gated calcium channel activity. Gene Ontology annotation, biological process: calcium ion import across plasma membrane. Gene Ontology annotation, cellular component: voltage-gated calcium channel complex; membrane. Lineage: Eukaryota; Metazoa; Chordata; Actinopteri; Esociformes; Esocidae. Bases 663 to 7541 code for a protein of 2292 amino acids.